GAGGACCGCCAGGGGGUGUGGCACCAACCGAAAAUGAAGAAAGGUUCCCAGGCUCCUGGGGAUCCUGCUUCUGGCUUCGGUCUCUGCCUCCCCCCACCCCCUCCCUUACUUCGGCUCCGCUCUCUUGGGUGGGGGGUCCAAGGGUGCAUGCCGUUGAAGUCAGGUCUUGACAGAACGAGAGGAUUUGAGGGAGGCGGGGGGAAGAAAGGAGAACCGUGACCAGGACGCUGGCACGCGCGCCUAGUUAGUGGUUUCACUCCCAGGCAGAAGCAGCCGCGGUGACACUCGAAGUGAAAGCGAAAGAGGAGGAGGCCAAGGGCUGGAGAGAAAGCUACAGGCCAGAAAGGGUGGUUCGGAGAGCCCCCUCUUCUCCAGCCGGGACGCGCCCGCCGGAGCAGUGGGGAAGGACGGCGGGGCGGGAGGGGUGGCAGCGCAGCCCCCAUGGGCGCGGGGCAGGGCUGGUGCCUGCUGCUCUGCCUGGCCCUGUCCCGAGUGGCGGCAGACCCAGAAGAAAGGCAGUGGCGGGAGGUGGAUGUGGUCCUAGACUGCUUCCUGGUGGAGGAAGACAGGCACCCUGGAAGUCUUGCCGGCAGUAGGACCACGGUGGAGGCCUUGCUCGUGCUGAGGCAGGUACCAGUGCUGGAUGACGGCUCCCUGGAAGCCUUCACUGAUUUCCAAGGGGGCACACUGGCCAAAGACAACCCACCUGUUACCUUCGAGGCCUCAGUGAACUUGGUACAGAUUCCUCAAGCCGAGGCCUUACUCCAUGCUGACUGCAACGGGAAGGAGGUAUCCUGUGAGAUCUCCCACUAUCUCCUCCAGGCCACUGAGAAGAAAGCUUCGUUCAUUGCCAACGUGCAGGUACCCGGAGGGGGACCUAGUGUCUCCAUGGUGAUGAAGGUUCUCAGGGAUGCUGAGAAUGGGGCUGUUUUGCACCCCACACUGAAGCUGCCCCUGAGCCCCCAGGGGAUGGUGCAGACUGCAGUGGAGCUCCAAGUGACAACACAGACCCCAUUGCUGAAUUUCCUGCUGGGGUCCUCAGCCUCCCUGCACUGUGGCUUCUCCGUGGCCCCGGGCUUAGACCUGACUGGCGUGGAGUGGCGGCUGCAACAUAAGGGCCACGGCCAGCUGGUAUACAGCUGGACCACGGGGCAGCGGCAGGCCAAGCGGGAGGGUGCCUCCCUGGAGUCAGAGCAGCUACUCCUGGCCGGGGAUGCCUCCCUCACCCUGCCUAGCCUCACCCUGAAGGAUGAGGGGACCUACAUUUGCCAGAUCACCACCUCUCUGUACCAAGCCCAACAGAUCGUCCAGCUCCACGUCCAAGCUUCCCCCAAAGUACAACUAAGCUUGACAAACAAAGCGCUGCCACCCACCCUCAUCUGCAACAUUGCUGGCUAUUAUCCUCUGGACAUGACUGUGACGUGGAUCCGAGAAGAGCCAGGUGGAGCCCCAGUCCCCGUCUCUGGGGCCUCCUUCUCCAGCCUCCGGCAAAGCACAGCGGGCACCUACAGCGUCUCCUCCUUCUUGAAGGCAGAACCUGGCCCUGAAGGCACCACUUACACCUGCCAGGUCACCCACAUCUCCCUGGAGGAGCCCCUUAGGUCCACCGCCUGGGUUGCCCCACCAGAGCAGAAAACGGCCUUUGGAGUCCUCUUGGCCAGCAGCCUCUUCCUUCUUACACUGUUGUUCCUGGGGCUCCAGAGAUGGCCAGCUCCCUCACCGAGAUCUGCCAAGACGCUGAGGCCCUCUGGGUAACCACUCUCCUGCCUCAGUAAGAAGAAAGAGUAGUCACAUUCUCCCAGAAGGACCCUAAAAAGGCCUGAAGAAAGGCAUGAGGAAGGCACAGGUCACAGGGGCUCGGGCUCGGGCUCUGUGCACGUCUCUGCCUUCCUUCAUUGUGUCCCUGGGCUGAACACCAAGGGAGAAAACGUGAAGAGGUGAGAGGGUGGUAGGAAGGCAGAAUGUCUGUGUGGAGGUUAAAAAUAAGCCUGUGGUAGGAAAAGAAAAUGGGAAGACAUUAAGAAA
Messenger RNA from Neofelis nebulosa (Clouded leopard), 2025 nucleotides. RefSeq names its product TAP binding protein like (gene TAPBPL). NCBI's taxonomy places the organism in Eukaryota, Metazoa, Chordata, Mammalia, Carnivora, Felidae. The transcript has 7 exons. The coding region runs from base 442 to 1755 and encodes 437 amino acids. The record is from RefSeq and is a predicted model, not a curated record.